This is a messenger RNA of Marmota flaviventris (yellow-bellied marmot), 3410 nucleotides long. RefSeq names its product DNA cross-link repair 1A (gene Dclre1a). Lineage: Eukaryota; Metazoa; Chordata; Mammalia; Rodentia; Sciuridae. Gene Ontology annotation, molecular function: 5'-3' DNA exonuclease activity; damaged DNA binding. Gene Ontology annotation, biological process: double-strand break repair via nonhomologous end joining; interstrand cross-link repair. The record is from RefSeq and is a predicted model, not a curated record.
UGUAAUGGUAAAAUCAUUUUGCCAUGAUAGAAGACAUGUUUUCGGAAGAAGACAUCUGGGAAUACAAAUCUAAAAGAAAACCAAAACUAGGACAUCCAAAUAAUUGCUCUGAAAAUAUUCCAAAAUCGGUUGAAAAAGCAACAGAUGGGAAAUACCAGUCAAGAGGAAAAGGAAACAAAAAGAGAAACAAAGAAGCUAAAGGAAGGGUGGACUGUGAAAUGUGCCUUGGAGAAACAAGUUCCCAGACUUCUGUAUCUUCUAGUCAGAAUUCAAGUUGUGGAGAUGGUGUUCAACAGUCCCAAGACCAGGAGACUACUCCAGGAAGGCACCGAAGAACUCAAAAGCUCAAGCAAGUGUCCCCAAAGACACGUCCAGUUCAUGAUGGGUACUGCCCGUACUGCCAGAUGCCUUUUUCCUCAUUGCUAGGCCAAACACCUCGAUGGCAUGUUUUUGAAUGUUUGGAUUCUCCACCAUUGUCUGAAAUAGAGUGUCCUGAAGGCCUUCUGUGUACCUCAACAAUUCCUUCUCAUUAUAAGAGAUACACUCACUUCCUGCUUGCUCAAAGUAGGGCUAGUACUGAUCCAUUUAGCAGCCCAUCACAUGUGGCAGGUGGGAGUUUCAGUGAGACCCAGCCAGGCUUUUCUUGUAGCCUAGAGGAAAGAUGGUCUCUGCAUCAGAAACAAACUGAGAACUUAAAAAACAUUUCAGAUGAUCCCUUGUUGAUGACACAGUGUCUAAAAAAGUCUCAGCCUCCAACUGAAACCAAUAAAAAGAUUUCUUCUACAAAUAGUCAGACCUCGCAGCAAGCUUUACAUUUUACAGCAUUUGUUAAGAAUGACAAACUGGUAAGAGCCGGUUUGCCUUUUGCUGGGGCAGAAUUAGACAGCCACAACAACUCGCAACGCACACAUUUGCCAUUGCCAGAAAAUGACUUUGGCAGCUGUGAAAUCUCCUAUUCUCCACUUCAGAGUGACGAAGAAACUUAUGAUAUAGAUGAAAAGCUGGAUGAUUCACAACAGGAACUAUUUUUUUCUGAGAGUUCUAAAGAUGGCAGCCUAGAAGAAGAUGAUAGUUCUACCAGUUUUAAAAACCUCCCUGGUCCCUUCCUGAAGGACCUGGAGGAGAGCUGCCCCAAAGUGAAUAGCUUCUUAACCCAGCAGAAGAACACUAAAGAAUUGUAUAAGUGCAGUGCUCUAAAUUCUUCUCAACUUAGCUCCCAAACAGAGUGUAGUAUUUUAUAUGAUGAUCCAGAAUAUGCUGAUGGGCGAUUUUUAUUGUCUUCACCUGCAUUAAGAGGGGAGCCUGCUGCUUCUAAUUGUCAGACCACUAAAGCAAAGCCUGGUGAGCCAGACUUUCACGCAUCUCAACCAAAUAAACAGAAACAGGUGAUUGAAAACCCAACUGUACCACUACUUCAGAGUAAGAUGUCAGAACCUUUUGGAAGCCAGGGAGGAGAGUGUUUUCCUUUGACCCAAAGUAAAAUUAGACAACUAUCAAGUGAGAACUUCUGUACUAGAAAUGAUGCUAACUCUCCACAUUUCUGCAGAAAGGUAUUGGAUGGUAUGCUAGAUGGUGGCGUUACAGUUUUGAAUACAGGAAAAAAAUCAAGUACACCUACUACUGCUAAGUCUCCUUUGAAGAUAUUGCCCUCUGAUCCUAAGUGCAAUGAAAGACAUCCUUCUACCAAGGUAAUGAAGCAGAUGGAUAUAGGUGUGUAUUUUGGACUACCACCGAAAAGAAAAGAGGAAUCACUGAGGGAAAGUGCAAUAGAUGGGAUGAACUUAAAUCCCAUUGUAAGUCCUAAUGGAAAGAGGUCCCGGCAGUGCAAGAGGAAAGCAGAAAAAUCUUUAAGUGAUUUAGAAUUUGAUGCAAAGGACUUAAAUGAGAGUCAACUUUCUGUGGACCUGCCUGCUGAGAGGUCACAGCGGCAAAGAAAAAGACAUAAAAAGUCAAAUUCACCACAGGAAAGAGCACGCGGAAAGAGGUCAGGCUACCUUAUUAACAAUACAGAAUUGGGAACAACCAAUUCUAGUGAAGACAAUACCUUCAAAAAAUCGGCUCAUGGAAGGCUGCAAAGAGGUUACAUGAGAUUUUCAGACUCAGCUAAUGCAGGGGAAUUAAGAAAAAAGACAUGUCCCUUCUAUAAGAAAAUACCUGGAACCAGCUUCACAGUUGACGCCUUUCAGUACGGUGUGGUGGAAGGCUGCACGGCCUAUUUUCUCACCCAUUUCCAUUCUGAUCAUUAUGCUGGAUUGUCUAAAAACUUCACAUUUCCAGUCUAUUGUAGUGAGAUAACUGGAAACUUGUUGAAGAGCAAGCUUCAUGUUCAAGAACAGUAUGUCCAUCCAUUGCCGAUGGACACUGAGUGUUUGGUGGAUGGUGUCAGGGUUGUUCUACUUGAUGCCAAUCACUGCCCAGGUGCCACCAUGAUCCUUUUCUACCUUCCUAAUGGUGCUGCUGUAUUGCACACUGGAGACUUCAGAGCGGAUCCCAGCAUGGAGCGGUCUCUUCUUGCAGGCCAGAAAAUCCACACGCUGUACCUAGACACCACCUAUUGCAGCCCAGAGUACACCUUUCCGUCUCAGCAAGAAGUUAUCCAGUUUGCCAUCAACACCGCCUUUGAGGCUGUAACUCUAAACCCCCGUACUCUGGUUGUCUGUGGCACUUACAGUAUCGGAAAAGAGAAAGUCUUCCUAGCUGUUGCUGAUGUUUUAGGUUCAAAGGUGGGCAUGUCCCGAGAAAAGUUUCAAACAUUGCAGUGCCUCAAUAUGCCUGACAUUAAUCCCCUCAUCACCACAGACAUGUGGAGUUCAUUGGUCCACCUUCUCCCAAUGAUGCAAAUUAAUUUUAAGGGUUUGCAGAAUCAUCUGAAGAAGUAUGAUGGGAAAUAUGAUCGGAUUUUGGCUUUUCGACCCACAGGAUGGACGCACUCUAGCAAGUUCUCCAGCAUAGCAGAUAUUACUCCUCAGACCAAGGGAAACAUUUCAAUAUAUGGAAUUCCUUACAGUGAACACAGCAGCUACCUAGAGAUGAAGCGUUUUGUCCAGUGGCUGAAACCGCAGAAAAUUAUACCUACCGUAAAUAUUGGCACCUUGAAAUCUCGGCACACAAUGGAGAAAUAUUUUAAAGAGUGGAAAUUGGAAGCUGGAUAUUGAUGAUACUGCCACAGAGGAUUCAGCAGUAGUUAAGUUCCUUGGGUGUAGUUAGUAGUCAAAUGGUAUGAAAUAAAUUUUAUGUGAACUGCCCCAUGAAAAUCACAUAAUUUAUUUUCUCAUUUGUAUUUGAAUAAGGUAUUCAUGGUGCUGAAUGCCUCUCAGAAUCAUCAAAAGUAGCUGGGUACAGUGAUACAUUCCUGUAAUCCCAGUGACUUGGGAGGAUCAGGAGUUUGAGGCCAGCCUCAGCAACUUAGC